UUAAAUCAUGAGUUAUAACUGUUAGUAAAAGUAUCAUAUUAGUCGCUAUAUAAAGCAUCAGGUCAACAGUCGAGGUUAAAGAUGAAAGAGGCGCGAGCACCGACCCUGUCUCUUGCCUGCUGCGUGCGCAACUAGUUUUUUGUAUGUGGCACCGACAGGUAGAGAGGGGGCAAGCCAUUGCUUGUAGAGUAAGUAGGAGGGGCUUUCCAUGAUGCUAGGAUAAGCUAAGGUAGGGGUACGUGUCAGUGAAAAAGGUAUACGUUCUGUCCACCGGCUUUAGUUAGAGUCGUGAUUCACAAGACUAACGGUAAAGCAACAGUAGAGCUAGUAGUAGCAUCAGUAGCAGCAGUAAUUUGAAUACAAUCUUCGAACGUGCAACUUCCGUCAUUAAGGCUCCACAGGACAUGUCAUAUAGAGAGCGCGGGUGCUUGACGGCCUCGCCCUUGUUAGAACUAGGAGACAAAAGUAAAAUACUACCGUACAUUUUUGGAUAUGCAUCGACAGUUUUGAGUUAUACAACAAUAUUUGAUGUACGACUAAAUUUAUACAGCCAUCGUCGCUAUAGAAAAUAGUUGUAUAAAUUAUCUUUUUUGUAAGCUUAAAUGUGAAAAAAAAAUGUUUACCUGCAAAAUUUCAUCGCACAUGGCAAGACGUAAUUUAAGUGACAAAAAUUAAAUCUUUAUAUUGCAAGCAAAUGCUUUGAUCCAUUAUAUGUUCUCUAAUAUUUCGCCAAAUUCGAUUGUAAACAACAUUAAAUCUUCGUAUGUAUACAGUUAUAUGAUCUUUUGAAGAAGCGAACAAAAAAAAAGGAGAAUUUCAGCAUUUUGAUUGAAUAAAUAUUAAAACUUAAGAAACCGAAUAAUACAUCUUUGACUAAUUAAGCCUUAAAUGUACUUAUUUAGAUAAAAGGCUUUAAUAUCAAUAAAUAAAGCAUGUAGACUAAUUAGUCAAAUUAAAUGUUUAUAACUAAUAUUUUUGUGUAGUAGUGCAAAUUAUAAUGGUUAAAAAAUACUUUUAGACAACAAAUAAAAGAUAAAAGUAUAAUCAACGACCAAUCGAAUUGUGUCAAUUAUUAUGCAUAAAUCGUUUAAGUUUGAAACAUUUAAUUCUAUCUCCAAGAUAAUAGUUGCAUACACAAAUACAUAUAUUAUAACAAAUAAAAGAAGCUUUAUAGUGCAGUGAUGAGUGUAUUAAUUUUAAAUAUUCAAACAUGAACAACUUAUUGUGUAUUAUUUGGAUUCCCUGAGAAGCUGUACGUUAACGUCCUCAAAGUUCUUUAAGGCAUAAAAAGUUUAUAAACAAAAAUAAUAUCUCCAGUAUCUUUUUAGUUCUAGUUAAUGGAUAUCUUAAAGAGUUUGAAAAACAUCCUGCUUCAAAUAGCAGUUGUGAUGCAAGAUGAUGUUUGCAGUAUGAAGAAAUAUUUGAUGAUAACACUUGAAAUCAGAAGUUUUAUUCUACCAACAAAAUGUUUUCGAGAUCGUACCUGACAACAUAAAAAUGCUUAAAAGACUGCUUCCUGCAUAAGAUAUUGGAAGUUAAUACUGACACAGAUUAUAUAAUUAAAAUAUUUAAACAAAUUAUAAAGAAUAAUUUGUCGACCUGAAUAUUUUUAUCAAACAUUGACAAAGCUUUUUUAAAACUUGUUUGUUUAACAUAUAUACUUAUCAAUACUUAUUAUUAUUACUAAUAUGAAAGUCGAACUUGUUAAAUGUUGAGCUUUGAAAUAAAUAAUUGAUUGAUGAAUUGAUUUUCCUAAAAUUAAUCAAAUUUAAACUAAAGUCAUGGAUUCAAAAAAUGUAAGUCAACCUUCAUCCCAGGAUUGUAAUGUACAAUCUCCAGCUUUACAAAGUUAUCAUACGCCUAAUGAAGGUCAUAUUUAUUAUGUUAUUAUGGAGCGUCUUGUUACCAAACUGAACGACAUAGAACAUGAACUAAAAUGUGCUUGGAGAAUAUUAGACAUCUUAAAUCAGGAGUGUAUAAAAAUGUGGGAGAGAUUAGAAAAAUUAGAAGGUUUUUUGUUUGAACAACAAAAUGUAAUCACGCAAUUAGUAGAAUAUCAUUCUACCGAAAACAAUCAAGAAGAAUCCAACGUAGUUAAUGAAAAUAUUGUAGGUUCUAUUGGCGAAUUAGAUGCUAUAGCUGAAAGUCUAGGAGCAGCUAUCGGAAUUGAAGAAACAAGUGUUCUAAGAGAAAAAUUGGCUAAAAACGAAUUAACAAAGAAGCAAGAGUUUAUUCAAGAAUCGUCAAAAUCAAUAUCUCCAGUAACCGAUAACCAGAGAAAUAUUCGAUAUCUUGAAGGAUUAGAAACUUUGGAUGAAGAAAUUGCAGUUCCAGAUGAAGCAUUUUAUCGAAGUUUAAAUAACGCAUAUCGAGAAGAUUUGAUAUGUGGUGAUACUUCUAGACCUGCUUCACAACUAGGCAUGAUUUGGGAAGAAGCUGAAGAUGUGGAAGAUCUGAAUUGUAAAAAAGAUACAGAGAACAGCAAACAAUCUAAAGAACAAAUUCAACAUAAUUCCACGAUAUUAAAGCAAACUUCCUGUACACUAACAAAAAAAGAACCGGAAAAACAGAUUGAAGAAGAAACUGAUGUACAAGAGGAUGAAGGAGAAGUUUUCAGUGCCGAAGAUUAUAAAACAUAUCGCGGUGAUAGUCCAUGCGUUAGUGAACAUGAUUUAGCACAGUUAUCAAGAUUAAGUUUAAUUGAUGAAGCUUCUUUGGACAAAUUGCAUGAAUUGAAUAGAUUGACUAGUAAAUUACAAAAAGAUUCUCAAAAUCUCAUAGAACUCCAUUCUAGACUAACGGAAUCUCCUAAAAAGCAGUAUUUUUCUGAAGGUGAAGCUAAAUCAGCUGAUGAAAUGAGUAAUACGGAUGAACAGUUAAGAAAAAUGUAUGUCGAAACCGAUGUUGAUAACUGGACAUAUUCCAAGAGUCCGGGAUCUACUGGGCGAUCCAUAUCGAGAGUUAGCACAGAUAGCGGCUUAACGACUGACGGUGACAUCACUACCCGAUCGAUUUCACCUAGACUGAACUCCGCAUCUAAAUCUAAUUUAGAUUUUAAUCCUUUGGCAUACACACAACCAAAAGCAAGCUAUGCAACUGCGCUGAUAGAAAUAAGUCCUGAAUCUGUCAUUACAUUACCUAUAGAUGUCGGGAAUUUUGCAAAAGGUUAUGCAGAAAACAAAGAGCUAACUGAUCUGAUGGUAGAAAGUUUAGGAACUAUAAAUUGUGUAUCUCCUACACGAUCUGUGGAAAGUCUUCAUGAUAUUCAUGACAUAAAAGCUCAAAAAGAUGAAUACAUUGGAAGCGUCAUGAGAUUAAACUUGUUAAAUAAAAUGGAAUAUAACGAAAAUCGAAGCCCAGAAAGCCAAUCACCAAUGUCUCCGCCUCCACCAGCUCCACAGGAUUUAAAUGAAAAUUUAUUUCUAAAAAGCAAGGAACAGCAAGAAUGUAUAAAUAAAAGUUCACAAAGCUCAGGUUUUUCGAAAAAUAUUGAUAUAAAUUAUGAUCAAAACAAAUUUAAUUCACGAGCUCAACAAUCUCCGAAAUCUCCUAGGUUAUCUCCUAAACAAGUGACAAAACUAACUAACAGUAUUGUUACAGCUAAGUCAGAUUCUGGACUAUCUUCAAUGAGUGGAUGGAGCAGUAUUGAUAAAUCUCCUUGUUCACCAAAAAAUGUUGUGUCGAAAACAUUAUCGCCGUUUUUAUCAGAUAAUGCGAAACCUACCGUUGUAUUAAAUACUGAAGCUAUAAAAAUCGAAAAUCCCCUUAUGUCUUUCUCAGAUAUAAAAAUAGUUAAUGUCGACCCUUUAUAUGAUACCCCUGAAGGCCUCGAUUCUUUAUGUCAGAGAGAACCUUUAGUAACAGACCAUCUGUACGACUCAAUUGUUAAUCAUCUACCAUUAGCACAAACUGUUGUAAAUUCAGUUAUAAUAGAUGAUUUUGAUUCUGUACCUCCACCAGCUCCUGCUAAAAGAUCACCUCUAAGUCCAAUAAAAAGUAGUCAUCUACAUACUUUAUCUAAGAGUAUCGAUGUAAUAACAAUUGGAACAACAAAAGAUUUCUUUUGUAGAAAUGUACAACCCGCAAUUUAUUCUGUCGCUGGAAGUAAUAAAUGUCAAGCAAUAACUAGUGUAUAUACAAGUGGUUCAGGAGCAUAUGAAGCAAAAACUGCGCCUACUGAAAACGUUUCAAGUAGUGAAGAUCUACGCACAAUCUAUCAAGAUCGUAACAAUACUGUAUCACACAACGUUAUUUCAGCUAAUUGUGAUUUAUUAAACUAUGUUAAAAAGUCAUCAAAAACAGCACUCUAUGUAGGUGAAAUUACAAAUAAUGAUGGAUCAAAAACAGCAAAUUAUAAAACAAUGUUUCCAACAGGAAAUAUUACCGAUGCAUUGUCUUAUUAUCCUACUAGCACUAAUCUUUCUAGAACUGAAAUAAUCGAUAAUAGUUGGCAUGGUACUUGUAAUGAGAAUUUAUUAAAUGAUCCUACCUCUUUAAAUCUUAAAUCGCCAAGUUUAGAAUAUAACCACCAUCAAAAUAUUUAUACUGAUAGACGAACUGUACCACCUUCGUACCAAACAGUAGCAUUUCAUACCUAUGCUAACCAAGGAUUUAUACAAGCAUAUCAGCAACAAUGUCAACUUUUUAAUCAACGCUUGUCAAGUUUUGAGAAUCCUCAAUUGGCUGACACAUACAAAAAUCAGUGUCAAAAAGAGCAUCAACAUUUUACAGAUCAAGAGCUCCAAAAAACUCAAAUUACUAAAUUGCAACAAGAAGAGUUUUAUGAUGCUUCCAACGUUAUAGUUUCGCAAUCUGGAUAUAUAAGUAUUUCAGCAAAUAUUAAAGAUUUAGAACCAGAAUCUUUGAAAUCAUCAAAAAAAAUACGAAGGGGUUCAUCGUUAAAAAAUGCCAUGAGUUCAAUGAGUAAUUGGCUUCCUGAUUUAUACUUACAUAAAAGAAAUAGAAGUCAAUCAUUACCGGGGGGAAUCAAACGAGAAGAGCUAAAUGAGCCACCUAAUUCAGCUAGUCAGCGCGUAUUAAGCGAGGCGAUAUCGGUAAUACAUCGUCCCGGCGGACCAUCUGUUCGUAAAAAGAAAAAACAUAUUCUUGUGUCGACUGUUUCUGGUAUUUUACAAAAAGCUAAACGUAGAUCUCACCACACACAAUCUCUUUCUGAUCCAGAACAAUCUGAGACUGAAUGGAGUAGCGGAAAACAAAGUGGAUUGUCAGAAGAUGAAGAAAGUACAAUUUCAGAAGUAAAUCAAGAAAUUUCUGUUUUUGCUAAAGUUCGAGUUAAUACAUGCAAUAAAAAACAAUUGAAACGUAUUACCGCUCAGCAACAUUCUGAAAACGACGAACAAAAAGAAGAAUUCUUAAAACAGCAAUGUCUUCAGCAUCAAGAAGCACUUCAACAGCAGAUUCAAUAUCACCAAGAACAACUGCAAAAGAAUAUCAUAAAAGAAGAAUGGUUAUCAGAAAUGGAAACUGAAUGUAAAUCAGACCCAUACGAAGAAGAGCCAGUCGAACAAAUUAUUGAUUUUGAAGAUGAAACAUCAGGAAAUAGUACUAUAUCUGGUUCAGGUGGUUCAUCCAUUUUUCCUACAGUAGGUGAUAUAAAAAAAUCCACUAAUAGUUCUGAUGAAACAUUAAAUGACAGGUUUCCAAAAUUACCACCAGUAACUCUUAUAGGUGGUUCUAGUAUGGAGUUUGCAGUGUCAAGAGCAUUAGGUAAAUAUCGACAAAGACAGUCAUUUGCACUUCCUGAUGACCAGUUAGAUCUACUUAACAAUGAUCAAAAACUAUAUAAUAGUGCUAUUCAAUCUUCUUUUGAUUAUCAAGAAGAUCUAUCAGAAAAAAGCGACAAGAGCGAAAAAGAAUCCAAAUUACCUGAACUUGUUACCAGUACCAUUGAGGAAGUACAACCUGCAGAAAGUAGCCCUUCCGCUUCAAGUACACGAGGCCAUACACAAAGUGGGAGCCGUUUUUUUCCACGGCAUCAACAAUCUCUUGAAAUCCCUUGGGCUGGAUCUCGUAAUGGCGAUGGUGAUGAAGAUAACAGAAGCACACAUUCUUAUAGAAGUACAUCACGAGUAUCGUCACGCCGCCAAAGUACUGAAGAUUCAAUUGAUUCUGAAGAUGAAUGGUACUGCUAUGAAUUGAGAAAACUUGAAGAAUUAGAAAGACAAUCAGAAACGAAAAAAGAAACAGAUAUAAAUUUUACAUUUGUAGAAGAAUCUGAGAAAACUGAAACAUAUCAACCAAAUGAAGAAGUUAAAGAAAAAAUGUCAUUUGUACUUGAAGAAUUAAAAUUAAAAACAAACUUGCCGGCUGUUAUUACUGAUGACGAUGCAAAAAUUGAACUGGUAACGACAAAAAUCAAUGCAACAAUGGAUAUAGGAGAACGGUAUCAUUAUGAAAGACCAGCGCCUAAGAAAAAGUAUGCAGAACCGAUAGAAACGGUAUUUGCUAGAGUAACGGAUUAUCAUACGUGGGCUCAUGAAGAAAAUGCUAAGCGAGAGAAAAGAUUUACAAUAUCAGAAGAAAAUUCUUCUGGUGACACUUCCGGUCCUGACAGCCCUGUCCACUCUGUAGAAGAAGAUGAUGAACUACCGAAAGAUAUUGAUGAAUAUCACUCAAGACGGAGUUCCAGUGGUUCUAUGCUCCGACAUUAUGAAAAAAUGCCACACAGCUCGGAUUCUUUCUCUCGCGAAGGUAGUGUUAGUGUACCACCUAGUGAGAUUUCAGUUAGUAUACCAGGAGCAUGGGAUUCUGAAAGUAUCUUUAUUGAAAGUGAACGUGAUGGUUCUGCUAGUACUGAAGCUACUGAAGCUGGUAUUCAAAGCCUGCCAAAAAUAAAAGUUGAUACAUCAUCACAUGCCAGCUGCGAUGAUAAUGCAGCAAGGGAUGGCCAAUUUAGUCCAGGUCUUCCAGGAUCAAAAUGGAAAUUGCUCAAAGCAUUAAAAGAACGAAAGGCUGAAGAAAAAUUAAAAGAAAUUGAAGAGGCAAAUAAAGAAGCUAAUGAAAUAUCACAAGGAAUUACACCUAAUGGAAGUGGAAUCGGUGGUGAAUCUGGAGGUAGAGGAAAUGGGCAUUCAGGGGAGAUAACAGGGUUCUACAGCAAUAUCGACAGCAAACCAGAUAUACGCCCACGAAGGAAAUCAGUGCCAUUAGUGUCAGAACUGGUCUUAAAGACAAUGGCUGCAACAAAACGAAAUGCUGGACUAUCAGCUGUACCGAGAGCGACACUAAACGACGAAGAAUUGAAAAUGCAUGUUUAUAAGAAGACGCUGCAAGCAAUGAUAUACCCUAUUUCAUCUACAACACCACACAACUUUAUAACAUGGACUGCCACAUCACCUACGUAUUGUUAUGAAUGUGAAGGUCUUCUAUGGGGGAUAGCUAGACAAGGUGUCCGAUGUGUUGAAUGCGGCGUUAAAUGCCAUGAAAAGUGUAAAGACCUCCUUAAUGCUGAUUGUUUGCAAAGGGCUGCCGAAAAAAGUUCGAAGCAUGGCGCAGAAGACAAAGCAAACAGUAUAAUUACUGCUAUGAAAGAAAGAAUGAAACAACGAGAGCUCGAAAAACCUGAAAUUUUUGAAUUGAUUCGCACGACGUUUUCAGUCGACCCGGACACUCACAUAGACAGCCUAGAACAGGCCGAACAGAUGGUCCUAGAGGGUACCAGCAAGUGGUCCUGCAAAAUUGCUAUAACAGUUAUCUGUGCUCAAGGAUUGAUUGCUAAAGAUAAAAGCGGUACUUCAGAUCCUUACGUAACUGUCCAAGUUGGUAAAGUUAAAAAACGGACAAAAACUAUGCCACAAGAACUCAAUCCAGUAUGGAAUGAGAAGUUUUAUUUCGAAUGCCAUAAUUCAUCAGAUCGAAUUAAAGUUCGCGUUUGGGAUGAAGAUAAUGAUCUCAAGUCUAAACUUCGUCAAAAAUUAACUCGCGAAAGUGAUGAUUUUUUGGGUCAAACGAUUAUUGAAGUACGUACACUUAGUGGCGAGAUGGACGUAUGGUAUAAUUUAGAAAAACGCACAGAUAAAUCUGCAGUUUCGGGAGCUAUUAGACUGCACAUAAGUGUUGAAAUCAAGGGAGAAGAAAAGGUUGCUCCAUAUCAUGUUCAAUAUACAUGCCUGCAUGAAAAUCUUUUUCAUAGUUUAUGCGAAAACAACGAUGGAAUGGUAAAACUUCCGCAAGCCAAAGGUGAUGAUGCUUGGAAAGUAUACUUUGAUCCACCUGGUGAAGAACUUGUAGAUGAAUUUGCCAUGCGAUAUGGAAUAGAAAGUAUUUACCAAGCUAUGACACACUUUCACUGCCUUUCUACUAAAUACUUGUGUCCAGGAGUCCCAGCGGUUAUGUCUUCUCUCUUAGCAAACAUUAAUGCCUACUACGCCCAUACUACAGCAAGUUCAGCUGUAUCAGCUAGUGAUAGAUUUGCAGCUAGUAAUUUUGGGAAAGAAAAGUUUGUGAAAUUACUUGACCAACUGCAUAACUCAUUACGGAUUGACCUAUGUAUGUAUCGUAAUAAUUUUCCUGCAUCAAGUCAAGAAAAAUUAAUGGAUCUAAAAUCUACAGUUGAUUUAUUGACAAGUAUAACAUUUUUUCGUAUGAAAGUGCAAGAAUUAACUUCUCCCCCGCGAGCUAGUAACGUUGUCAAGGAUUGUGUAAUUGCUUGUUUGAAAUCAACGUAUCAAUUUCUUUUUCAAAAUUGCUAUGAUCUGUACAGUCGUGAAUUUCAAGUUGAUCCAAAUGAAGUUCGCCGCGAAGAUGAAAAUUCGCCUGCUUCUUUAGAUUUCUGGCAUAAACUUAUUGCUCUAAUAGUCUCAGUAAUUGAUGAAGACCGCAACAGUUAUGCACCUGUUUUAAAUCAGUUUCCUCAGGAGCUUAACAUUGGACAAUUAUCAGCUGCAACCGUAUGGUCACUAUUUGCUCUGGAUGUCAAAGAUGCUCUUGAUGAACAUGAACAGAGUAGGUCUUGCAAAUCAUCCGCGUAUAUGAAUCUUCAUUUUAAAGUAAAGUGGCUCUAUACAAACUAUGUGCAAGACGUACCGCCCUACAAAGGUCAGGUACCAGAAUAUCCAGCUUGGUUUGAGCCAUUUGUCAUGCAAUGGCUUAACGAAAACGAUGAUGUUUCUCUUGAAUACCUACAUGGUGCCUUUAGUAGAGACAAAAAAGAUGGGUUUCAGAAAAGUAGUGAACAUACUCUCUUUAGUGUAUCAGUCGUCGAUGUAUUCACACAAUUGACUCAAUGCUUCGACGUUGUUUCAAAACUCGAGUGUCCAGAUCCAGAAAUUUGGAAAAGAUACAUGAAGCGAUUUGCUAAAACUAUUGUCAAAGUUUUGAUAGCUUAUGCAGAUAUUGUUAAAAAGGAAUUUCCUGAACAUUUAGAAGACGAGCGAAUAUGCUUAAGUCAUCCUAGCGGACGCUCAGCGCCUGAACACAAAAAUCUUGAAAAGCAAUGCACUAGUGGUGGCACAAGUAUCAUUUUUGUGUACUAUCUUGACGGUCGCUGUCGGUGGAGUAAAGACACUUAUCCAACGGUAAGACUAAUUUUCUUCGUUACCUUUUUCCAAAAACCUUCCGGAGUUUAUUAUUUUACAACACCUAUAGAAGCAUUUUCGCAGCCUCGGUACUUAAAAUGCGAAACCAUUUUUGCACCAGAAAUUAAAUACUAUCCAAAGAAUUCUACAUAAAAAUCAAAACCACAU
Molecule: messenger RNA, 9704 nt
Organism: Nasonia vitripennis (jewel wasp)
Lineage: Eukaryota; Metazoa; Arthropoda; Insecta; Hymenoptera; Pteromalidae
Gene: unc-13
Product: protein unc-13 homolog A
Exons: 15
Coding region: 1782-9689 (2635 amino acids)
Biological process (GO): presynaptic dense core vesicle exocytosis; synaptic transmission, glutamatergic; dense core granule priming
Cellular component (GO): synaptic vesicle membrane; presynaptic active zone cytoplasmic component; presynaptic membrane
Molecular function (GO): phospholipid binding; calmodulin binding; calcium ion binding
Source: RefSeq, a predicted model, not a curated record